This is a messenger RNA of Auanema sp. JU1783, 1890 nucleotides long. Lineage: Eukaryota; Metazoa; Nematoda; Chromadorea; Rhabditida; Rhabditidae. The record is from the annotation of a GenBank genome assembly.
AUGAUUUCUCGUAUUCAACCGCGAAAUUUUUUGAGAUCGAAUGGAAUACAAAAGUCUUUUUCUACUUCGUCGGUCAGAAGUUCAGAACCUAAGCUCAGUCAGCAAGAGUUACCUGCAAAAUUACAAAUUCAAGAAGUUUUUCCCGCAGGCGUUGCAGUUGAAAAAGUUUCGUUAUCUAGAGGAUUAUCAAUGAAUAAAUUCGAAAAAGAUUUUCUAAUAUAUCCCGAAUACAAUGAUACAGAUGAUUUGAAGAAUAUAGAAGGAUUUACUGACGUUUUAAGGCAAACGUUAGAAGUUGCAACUAAAGCUGGGGAUGUUGAGAAGGCUGGAUGUUUAACAGAUGACAUCAAAUAUGCUUUGGAAAAAAAUCAAAUUUGUUCGACGUUCGUUCCUUCUGAUUAUGAAGGACUUGGGAUGUGUCGCAAAGAUUUAGCUCAUAUUUUUCAGGAACUCAGCAUAGAUUGGAAUAUAUUUGCUAAUGUCAGCACUGUGUAUAUUGCUUCUCAAUUACUGAUUCUGUACGGCAAUGAAGAACAGAAAACAAAAUAUUUACCUCUUAUAGCCAACGGUAAAUGUAGACCAGCAAUAACUCUGGCGAACUUGAAGGGAAACCAGGAAAUGCUGGGAGAAUGUGUUAGUAGUACGGGAUCUUCAAUGUUAUUGUCCGUCAAGGAUGUGCCUAUGUUAGCGUCAGAAAAUGCCAAUUUACUCUUCGUUUUUGCCAAAAACAAGAAUCAUUUAACGAAAUCGAAUGGUAUAAGUUGUAUCCUAGUAGAUACUAACAAUAUAUCCUCCACUGGAAAGCUCAGUUUCAAAAGAGAGGAUAGCACAGGGUUGAAAGGAACUAAUGUAGCUAUGGUGAGUCUAGAAUCGACCAUAGACAGUUCGUUAGUCUUAGGAGAUGGAGAUCAGGGACUUGAGAUAAUAAAAGAGUUGACUUGUAGUGGUCGUUUCCCUCUCGCCGCUGCAACCAUCGGGCAUGCCCGGAGAUUACUAACAAAGCUUUCUGUUAUUGCUAAUCGGACACCAAGUAGUAGAGAUGAUAAUAGUUUUGUUGCCUCUGACUCAGGAGCUCAAUACGUCGCGACCACUUUGGCAUUGAACUUGUAUUCGUUGGAAUCAUCCUUGUUUUAUCUCGUAGGACUACUUGAUGAAGGAAUUCCAAUGGUUGCAGAUGUGGAAAACGCUCUCAUUUUCAAACUAACCCGAGAUGUGUUGAGAAAUUGUGUGUUAGCAACAAUAGAGCUUGGAGGGAUCAGAGCAUCUAGUACUAAAGAACAGUUUGAGAAAGACAUCAGAGAUAUUUCGACAAUACUAUCAUUAAAUGGUGAGGGGGAUAUCGUAGAAUCGACUGCAAUUGCAACUUUGUCCACUUGGACAACCACAAGCCAUAAACGCAUUACAAGCACUUUGAGACGAUUAUUGAGUAAUGAGAAAACUAACGCCGAUUUGAAAAACCCUAAAUUAUCUCAUUAUAUAGCAGAACACGCUCAUCCUUCUCUACAGUUGGCCUGUCAGGAGCUGGAGUUCUCUAUGUCUCGUCUGAACACAGUGAUCUCGAAAAUGGUGUCUGAACAAGGGAAAAAUUUAGAACAAGAUUACGGAAGUCUAGAAGGGAUGGUCAAUGUUCUGAAGAAUCAAAUGGUAAUGGUAGCUGUGAUUUCCCGAGCUUCAAGAUCUUAUGCUAUUGGGCUUCGCAAUGCUGACAUUGAACUAGCUUGGGCAACAACCAUUUGUACAAGAUUAUCGAGAUCUAAUUGGUUUGAACUUGAGGCAAUGUCAGAUUAUUUUGGUCUUGUUCGGUUCAACCCUUCUUUAUUGAACGCUGGUCGCGCCAUUUUUGAUCUAGGAGGAUACAAAAUAGAGUCACCAACACAGAGAAAUUGGUAG